AUGAGUCAACCCGAUGCACAGGACAUCGCAAAGAUUUCGAGACCAGCAGGGCUUGCUUGGCGAUGUUCUGUCUGGUUCAUUACUAUAGUCGUCGCAUUAGGUGUUGCCACAGAUACUCUAAUCUACACGCUGAUCGUCCCUGUCGUUCCAUUCCGCUUGGAGGAGCUCGGAUACAGCGGUGUAUCUGGUCUCGUUGGCUGGCUUUUAUUUGCAUAUUCCGCAGGUCUUGUCGCAUUCACACCCCCAAUCGCUUUUCUGUCGGAGCGUUAUAGUGUGCGACAAGCACCACUGUUAUGCGGGCAAAUAGCUUUGAUUGGUGCCCUAAUAAUGAUGAUGGAGGCCUCGCGAUAUUGGCUUAUGAUUUUGGCUCGAUUGUUACAGGGGAUCAGCUCUUCUGUCAUCUGGGUCGCAGGGUUGGCUUUACUAUGCGACACUGCCCCGGAGGAAUCAGUGGGAACAAAGCUCGGCAUUGCCUUGAGUGGCUUGUCCAUUGGCGCGCUGGUCGGGCCGCCAGUGGCAGGUGCUCUCUACGACGCCUUCGGAUAUAGGGCGCCGUUCAUCUUCGGCAUUAUUAUCACCAUGCUUGACCUGAUUGGCCGCCUGUUGAUCAUCGAGCGCAAGCAAGCGAUUCUUUACGGGGUGGACCCCGCAGUAAGCAGAAGUGCUGCUUCCAAGCCUGAGGAGAUUCAGAUGCAGGACUUGGUCGUUCGGCAUAACGACGGCGCUGCAACUCUCACACAACCUUCAGAUAAGCAAGAGAUUCAAGAGAUUCAAAGGGAGUUUGAGGAUUCCCGAGAUGUGCAAUCUGCCGCUGCAGAAGCCGCUCCCGUAGAGAAUGAAAACGAAAUAGAGGACUCGGCACCGGCUUUCGCCCAUCGGAUAUCCUUAGUAGGAGUAUUGGUUAAGCUCUUCACGUCUUCGAGAGCCAUUGCGGUUUGCAUCAGCACGCUAGUAUAUGGAAUGAUCUUGACCAGCGAAGAACCAGCCCUUCCGCUGUAUAUGAACGCCGUUUGGGGUCUUGACUCCGCCAAGGUUGGCCUCGUGUACAUCGCGGCCGUGGUACCCACUCUGUUCUCUUCGACGAUCGCCGGUUGGUUGGUGGACAAGAAGGGAACGGGGGCUAUCACCGUCGUUUCGGUUCUCUUCUCCUUGCCAUGGGUUGUUCUACUCAUCAUCAAGAAGGCGCUCGCCUUUUUCAUCGUGAUAUUUGCACUCGCCAAUUUUGGCGUUUCAGCGAUAGUGUCUGCGCUCACAGCAGAGCUCGCAGACGUCACGAAACGCCUCGACGGCGUUGGUUAUGCGCAUGUGUAUGGGGCUUUCAAUUUGGCAUACGGGGUGGGUUCUGCGUUAGGACCCAUUAUCGGCGGUCAGCUCUAUGACCAUCUUCGUAAAGGAUGGAUGGCCAUAUGCCUGUUCGGUAUGGGUAUCGCUGUCGUUGCUAUGUCAUUAGCCUUCUGCUUCUUCGGUGACAAGCCGUUGCUCAGGCAGGUCUUGGACCGAAUGAAAAAAAGUGUCAAUACAUCGUCCGCGUGA
Messenger RNA from Laetiporus sulphureus 93-53, 1533 nucleotides. RefSeq names its product MFS general substrate transporter. Gene Ontology annotation, molecular function: transmembrane transporter activity. NCBI's taxonomy places the organism in Eukaryota, Fungi, Basidiomycota, Agaricomycetes, Polyporales, Laetiporaceae. The transcript is spliced from 14 exons. The coding region runs from base 1 to 1533 and encodes 510 amino acids. The record is from RefSeq and is a predicted model, not a curated record. Gene Ontology annotation, biological process: transmembrane transport.